Perca fluviatilis (European perch) is the source of this 711-nucleotide messenger RNA. RefSeq lists its product as uncharacterized. The coding region runs from base 1 to 711 and encodes 236 amino acids. The transcript has 5 exons. NCBI's taxonomy places the organism in Eukaryota, Metazoa, Chordata, Actinopteri, Perciformes, Percidae. The record is from RefSeq and is a predicted model, not a curated record.
AUGGCAGCAGGUACACGCUACGGAAAAUGUGAAGGGUUAGUAUGGGACUCACACGGGUCUGGUGGUUUAGGUGGUCUUGACUACAACACUGUUGCCGACUUUAAACCAGCUCUGUGUCAUGACAGUGUGGGUGGUUCAGAAUACCUGGAAUGGGCAUUGGACUUUGUGUCUGAAAACAGACACAAGACUUUAAACUUGAAGAAUCCAGCUGGCGCCACAUUGAAGAUAGGAGACCUGGACGAUACUAUUUAUAGUGGGGAAGAUUACGUGGUUAAUGGUUGGGGAAAGUUUUACCUUCCUGAGAAAGUAAGUAUGCAGGUUGUAGGUGUAGUGGAGGGGAUUCCGCGGUGUGACCAGCUCGUUCUGAUGACCUGCUGUGAGGACAGACAGGUGUAUGCCUAUGAUGGAGAGAAGCUGCAUCUGGUGGCUUCAAGCCUGCAGCAGCUAAGGGACGAGGGAAUAAAGUAUCCAGGGUCUAAGAGCUAUUACAAUGGGGAGGCCUUCAAAGAUAUGACCGAUGAGGACUGGGACAAAGUGAACAAGAGGCUGGACCAAGAACACCAUGAACUGGUGAUGUCAAAAAAAACUGAAUUCCUUCAGCAUCUGAAAUCAAUCAAAGACAACCUAGGGAAGGCAAGAUCCUCCAAGCAAAACAUGCAAAUCCUGAAUCCUGAUCCUCAACCAAGCUACAAAGAAGAUCAUCUACCUUAA